Molecule: messenger RNA, 1182 nt
Organism: Stylonychia lemnae
Lineage: Eukaryota; Ciliophora; Spirotrichea; Sporadotrichida; Oxytrichidae
Source: the annotation of a GenBank genome assembly
AUGAGUAAGGCUCCACCAGCUAAGGCAGCUCUUUAGCCUCCUAACGUAGGAAAGACUGGUUCAGUUAUUCCCCAAGUUUUAAAUCCAGACUCUAGAUUAUCUAAUCCUCCAGUGCAGGCUAAAAAAGGAUCUGUAGCAUCACAAUCUUAAAAUGGAGAUAUUCCCACUGGACAAAACGAACUAGAACUAAUUAUACUUGCUAGAUUUGAAACUUUCAUCUUGAAACCGAUGCAUGUCGCUAAGAUCUGGGAUUCCUCUCACAUGAAGGAAGAUUUCAUUGCCAUUUUCCAGGAAUUCUUUAAGCCAAAGAGCUCUAUAGAACAAGAGAAGGUUGAAUAUAAUGAGAUCAACAUUUUCUCUGAGUAUCAACUCUAUAAUUUGAUAUUCGCUAAGAAUGAAUUGCUUCUUAGCAAUUACAAAUGUGCUAUAUUAUUGGAGAAAUUCUGGAGGCUUUUGGAGUUCAAUCCAGAUGCCAAUAACCCCAACCCAGAGGGGGACGAGAGAUAAUCUGUAGUAGGUGACUUAAGAGCUUCAAGAAUGAAUUCACAGCAAAGCCAGCAUUAGGAUGAAUAAUAAGAUUAGAAUUCAGAGGAGAAAUUCGCUGAUUUACUGAAGCAUAAAUUUAACCUAUUUAAAUCUCUUUGUCUUGAGAUGAUAAAUGAACCUGAAUCUUAACUUAAGUUUGCUCCAGAGGAAGUUAAGAGGAUUGCAGACUAUGCUAAGGAUUCUUAUUUCAAGCAUUUAAGACUGUAUGACUACGUACUUAAUAAUAAAUAACUGUGUGAGGUUAAAAGACUUAACAUUCAAAUUAAUAAUCCAAUCAUUGCCUCAAACCUCAAUGAUGCUUUACUUCUAGGAUCUGAAGAGAUGCUAGUAUACGAAGAUGAGGAUGAAGAACUAAGAUUAGAAAUCAUCAGAAAAAAGCAAGAACUUGCUUAGUAAAAGAGAGAAGAAGAGGAGAGAAAAGUCAGAUAGGCUCUAGAAGCUGAAAGAGACGAUGAAAGUGAUGAGGAACUUAGAGGCCUCGAUGAAAAACUUAAGCAUGCAAAUAUUCAUAAGGAAUCUAAAUUGAUAAUUCACGAGAAAUUAUCUGGCCUUGAUAGUAUGCUAAAUAAAACUAUGGAUGAGAAGCAAAGAUUACUUGAAGAAAAGCUAGUUGCUGCUGGAGUCAAGAAGAAGUGA